GAUAGUGUGUGGGAGAAUUAUUGUGGGCCUAGAUCAAAGUACUGCAUAUUAUACUGAAAUGUUUCUUCAAGUUUGCUUUAGUGAUGUCAGUAUUUUUUUUCAGAUGCCACGAAAAUAUAAAAGAAUAUCCAAUAGAGGGGCACCAGAGGACGUUCUACAUAGAGCAAGUGAACAAGUAAAGGGAGGAAGUAGCAUCCGUGCAGCUGCUAAUGACUUUAAUAUUGCAAGAAUGACCCUCACGAGAUACAUGGAUAAGUGUAAUGCACAAACUGGACAGCAUGAUGAACGAAAUGAAGCUUUUGGCUAUGAAAAAUGUCGACUGACAAACAUGAUUUUUUCUGCAGUGAUGGAAGAUGACUUGGCGACACAUAUCAAGACUUUAGCGGAACAAUUUCACGGACUUAGUAGGAAUAAAUGUCGCUCACUGAUUUUUGAAUAUGCUAUGAGAAACAAUGUGACGGUGCCUAAUUCGUGGAAAGAAAAUGGAAUGACUGGUGAACACUUUUGGAUAUCAUUUAAAGAAAGAAAUCAUCUUGCAAUCCGAACACCAGAGGCAACAUCUCUCGCCAGGGCAAGUGCCUUCAAUCGUUAUAACGUUGGCAAAUUUUAUGAUAACCUCGGACAAGUUAUGGACCUGCACAAAUUUGAAUGUCAUGAUAUCUACAACUGCGACGAGACGGGGUGUACUACAGUUUCGCCGCCUGAAAACAUUGUGGCUAAACAAGGAGUUAAACAAGUGGGGUCAAUCACCUCUGCAGAAAAGGGGCAACUUGUCACCGCCGUGUACACCAUUAACGCGGCAGGUAGCGUCGUUCCACCAAUGCUUAUUUUCCCACGGAAAAACGUCCGAGAUUAUUUCACCAAAAAUGGUCCCCCCGGGUGUAUUGGAGGUGCAAAUCCAAGUGGAUGGAUCAAUGAAGAGCUAUUCUUGGGUUAUCUGAAACAUUUCAUACGCCAUACAAGAUGCAGCAAGGAGAAGAAAGUUUUGCUGAUCUUAGAUAAUCACGAGACUCAUAUCUCUCUUGCAGUCAUCGACUUGGCUAAAGAAAAUGGUGUAAUAUUAUUAACAAUACCACCACACACUAGUCACAAGUUACAACCUCUGGAUGUGAGCUGUUUUAAACCUUUCAAGACGGCAUAUGCUCGACCUGUUGAAAAUUGGAUGCGUUCAAAUCCAGGAAAAACAAUUACGAUCUAUGAAAUCCCUGAAUUCACUUCUCAUGCUCAGUUGCAUGGUCUUACUGCCAAAAACAUUAUUUCUGCGUUUCAAAGUACAGGAAUUUACCCCUACAACCGGGAUGUGUUCAGUGAAACCGACUUUGCGCCAGCCACAGUAACUAAUAGAGAUCUUCCAGAGGAAUUAGAGGGAAAUGUUGAACUGCUAGUUCCUUCUGAACAAACCACUGAAACCCCCAAGGCAGGUUCAAGUACUACAGAACCACCAGCUGUCCAGCCAGGUCCACGUACUACAGAACCACUAGUUGUCCAGCCAGGUCCAACUACUACAGAACCACCAGCUGUCCAGCCAGGUUCAAGUACUACAGAACCACCAGCUGUCCAGCCAGGUUCAAGUACUACAGAACCACCAGCUGUCCAGCCAGGUCCACGUACUACAUAACCACCAGUUGUCCAGCCAGGUCCAACUACUACAGAACCACCAGCUGUCCAGCCAGGUUCAAGUACUACAGAACCACCAGCUGUCCAGCCAGGUUCAAGUACUACAGAACCACCAGCUGUCCAGCCAGGUCCACGUACUACAGAACCACCAGCUGUCCAGCCAGGUCCACGUACUACAGAACCACCAGCUGUCCAGCCAGGUCCAAGUACUACAGAACCACCAGCUGUCCAGCCAGGUCCACAUACUACAGAACCACCAUCUGCCCAGCCAGGUCCACGUACUACAGAACCACUAGUUGUCCAGCCAGGUCCAAGUACUACAGAACCACCAGCUGCCAAACCAGGUCCAAGUUCCCUAGGAACACCAGCUUCCCAACCAGGGCCAAGUAACACUUAUGUAUCACCUGCUGAUAUUGUUCCACUGCCAAAAGCUGGGCCACGAAAAGUCACCAACAGAGGUCGCAAAAGAGGGGAUACAAACAUUUUAACCAAUACCCCAGUACGCAAUAGUAUAGCUGAGGCACUAGCUGCCAGUCAAACUAACAAACGGAAGGCCAAACAACCAGUCAAACCCAAAGCAAGAAAGAAGUUGUUUAAAAGUAAAGCAAAAAAAUGCCAAACUCCAUCAACUUCAUCAGAGGAAAGUGGUUCUGAUGAUGUGAAAUUCACAGAAAGUGGUGAUAGCGAUGUUGAUGACCUAGAUUGUGAAAUUAUUGAAGGUGAUUUUGCAGUUGUAAAAUUUGAGUCUGCCAAAUCACGUAUUGUGCAUUAUAUAGCACGGAUUGAUGUCAUUGAUGGGGAUGAGUGUGAAGGGGUUUUCCUUAAACGAGAAUUCAGUCGUCAGCAGACGACACCUACAUUUUGCAUCAACAACAAUGAUAAUGCAUCAUUUCCUAAGAAUGACAUCAUCAUGAAG
This is a messenger RNA of Gigantopelta aegis, 2533 nucleotides long. RefSeq lists its product as uncharacterized. NCBI's taxonomy places the organism in Eukaryota, Metazoa, Mollusca, Gastropoda, Neomphalida, Peltospiridae. The record is from RefSeq and is a predicted model, not a curated record. Gene Ontology annotation, molecular function: DNA binding. The transcript has 2 exons. Gene Ontology annotation, cellular component: nucleus. The coding region runs from base 59 to 1618 and encodes 519 amino acids.